AUGCGCAAUCCUGGGUUUAGGGCGAUCUUUUCCCUGCAGAUGACGGAGGAGUUCUGUGGCAUCGCGCCCGUCGAUGACAGCGGGGGCGGAGCCCUCGUCGCCACCUUCCGCGCGGCCGAGGAGAGCAAGCUCUUCACACCACAGAGGUUCCUGGCUGACCACUACGAGCAAGACAAAGACCAGCAGGACGCACAGGGCGGCGCGCCCUACCGCACGGCCGCCGAGGCGCUCCUGGGCUACCUGGACACGCGGCAGACUGUGGCGCUCAGGGCCUGGGCUUGCAGCACACCAGAGUGCGUCGCGCGCGGCGUCGCAGCAGACGACCCAGCGAAGAUGCCCAACGUACUGCACUGGCCGCGCGUCCUCAUCCUGCACCUCCUGCGCUGGGACAACAAGCAAAUCCCGGUCCCGCACGCCGUGGCGCCCGACCGCACCCUGCACGUGAGCGGCACCACCUACGCGCUGCGCGCAGUGGUGACGCACGAGGGCAGCUCAGCUCGCAGCGGCCACUACGUGGCGUUCGCUUCGCGGGGCGACCGCUGGCACGUGUGCGACGACAAAGCAGUGCGGCCAGCCACAGAGAGCGAGGGGACGACGUUCGUGCGCGACAGGGUCAAGGGCCACACCUACCUGCUCUUCUACGAGAAGGUGGACUCGCCCGCGGUAUCUGUGGCCCUGGUGCGCCGCAUGGUACGAUUCGAUAGGGAUGGUGGAGGUUUAGGAAUUGGCCGCCGCGGCCCGAGGCCUAUGGUCGCGGUGAGCUCGACUUGCAGCUCGCUCUCACUAGCAGAUCCUUACAGGGUCGGGCGGGCGCUUCGCGCGCUUCGCGACAUCGGCGCUUUAGUCAUAUACCGGGGACAGGAAUUCUGCCAGAGGGCGCGUUGGCCAGCCGCGUCGGGGCUGGGGCAGCGGGAUGGCGCUGGCGGCUCGGGCGACGACCUCGGACGGCUGGCCGGGCGGGCCAGGGUCUGGUCGGCGCUCGGCGCGCUUCGCGACACUGGCGCUGUAGUCAUAUACCGGGGACAAGGAUUCGGCCAGGGGGCGCGCUUCCGGCCGGGCGGGGCUGGGGGCGUAGGGAAGCCGCGGCGGCUGGGGCCGGGGGCGCGUUGGCCAGCCGCGUCGGGGCUGGGGCAGCGGGAUGGCGCUGGCGGCUCGGGCGACGACCUCGGACGGCUGGCCGGGCGGGCCAGGGUCUGGUCGGCGCUCGGCGCGCUUCGCGACACUGGGCCUGGUCGGCGCUCGGCUCGCUUCGCGACACUGGCGCUUCAGUAUUACACCGAGGACAAGGCAGCGCUGGCGAAAUUCUCCAACAAGUGCACGUGGCGCAGCGCGGACGGCAUGCAGGCCCAGUGCGCGGCGGGGGAGCGUCAGCGCAAGCUCUUAGGGUCUGCAGUAGACGCUGGCUCCAGCGAUCGCCAGUGUUUCCGAUUUGCUCAGGCCGACCCGGACAUCUUCGACUUGGCAUCGCGCAGGAUACCUGUCGACCACCAGAAGGAGAUCGUAGAGGGUUACUUCGAAGAGGCGCUCGCCCGCGGAAGGGCCGCAGACGAGGUCGCAGACGAUUCUUGGGAGAUCCACAAGGGCGACGUGCGCAACAGAUAUCACUCCGAGCGCGGCAGUCUGACCAUUCAUCUGGUGGAAAAGGUGGAGGGCGCGAAGUGCACUGAAGAGGAGUUCGCAGAGUUCUACCAGCUCUACGACGCAAAGACGGACGACGGGGAGCCGAUGUUAGACACGGGAGACAUCAUGCGCUGCAUAGGCAAGCGCAAGAAGCGCUACGGUGAGUUCGCAGCCAAGGUCCGGGACAUGGGCGCGGCCACGCGAGCCCGAGGGCGGCGGCCGCAAAAGCUCAAGGUCGCGAUGCAAGAGUUCCUCGAGCAGCAGAAGGAUGAGCCGCAGAGCGCCACUCAGGACGAUGCUCGGCGCGCCGAGUUUGCCGCGCGCGCGGCGCCGCACACAGGGCGGUUGACCUUCAAGUCAGGCGCCGACGGGGCGGUCGAGUGCGUGCUCACGGAGGAGCAGAAGGCGCUGGUGCGAGAGAUGCAGAGUGAGAGAGCUUCGACGCUGGAGUACUUGUUCAGCCGGAACAACCUCUGCGCGUGUUUCGGGAUUGACGGUCACAAGUACCGGGCGCUGCUCGCGGCGGCCGGGGCCGACCCGCGCCAGGACCUGCAAAAGACGAGUGGCCUCGUCCUUGAGGAAGAGGCGGCGGACCGUUCGGGCGACCCGAGCGUCCAGUACGAGAAGAGUUGGCUGCGGUGGGCAAAGGAGCUCUCGCUGGAUAGCCCCAGCGUCGUGUGCUUCGCCUGCGGCGUCAAGGUCUCCAAGCACCACUGCAAGCGCGAGUGCCCGUCAGACCUCAUCGCACAGACCUUGCGCGAGGACGCCUCCGAGAUUAUCCCGCGCAUCUGCGAUUACUGCGUGCGGGCGGAGGAUCGCGGGGCGCGCGUCUCGCGGGAUGCCAUCGACACGGGGAACACUCCGGAGCCGCUUCGAGGACUCACUCGCCACGAGGAGCGAUUGCUCCAGCUGGUGGAGACGAACGUGGUCAUGGUGCACGCGCCCAAGGGCGGCACGGCGACGGCGAAGGGCGGGACCUUCGUUGCGCCGCUGGAAGCGCCGCGCGCCUGCGAGGUGCUCGGCGGCGCCAGCAUGGAGAUCACCGACGGCGUGCUCUGGCUCCGGCCGCGGGGCGUCCCGCCCGGCUGGGCAGUCCCCGCGCGCGCUCAGAAGCUCCUCGACGCGCUGAAGUGGCUCGCGAAGAAUAACGCAUACUAUCGCGAUUUCUCCGUGCUGGGCCAGGCAACGGCAGCCAUCAAGGCCCUCGAGACGAAGCUCGCUGAGAAGCUUGCUGACGAUCGCCAAGCGAUCGACCCGGAGGCCGAGGCGGCGGCGCAGGGCGCUUUCGAAGGAGACGCAACGUACUUCACCGCGGGCGGGCCCGCUCCGGUCGGCGCCGUUGUGGGAGACCUCCAGAAGAACCGGGAGUCGGCGGAGAUUCGCCCGUUGACGGAGGCGCUGGCGUUCCCGACGCUGUUCCCGGGGGGCGAGGGCUCCUGCCCCGAAGAGCUUCGCUUCAGCAGCUACGCGUGGCGCCGCCUGCUGGACUGCAAGACAAAGUUCCAGGAGAAUCCGGAUUACACCUUCUACCAGCUCGAGACGUGGUUCCGGAAGAGCUUGAGCAGCGCGACGUCCGUGUUCGUGGGGAAGCGCGAGGUGCCGGGUCGGGAAGCGGCGGAGCGCAGAGCAUACGCCGUGCAAGGUAAAGUGCCCGGCACGACCGCGUUCCUGGGCCAGAAGCGCACCCAUUGCGUCCAGAUGAUGCGCCAGCUCGGGCGCCCUGAUUUCUUCCUCACGCUCACGAGCCACGAGCGCCAGCCGCACAUGCUCGCAGCGUGCGUAAAGGCGCAGCUCUACAACGACAGCCCCGGCCUGCCGCUUGAUCGUGUGGAGAAGACUGUCGCCGCGCAGGUGCUGGCGUACACGAACGACCCAGAGCACAAGUGGGAUGGCAGCCCGCAGUGCGACGAGAAGAUCAAGGGCACGAAUGACGCGGCCGCGGCGUGCGAGAGCGUCUCGGAGACCAGGCGAACUGGGAUGACAGCUCUUCAACUGUGCCAGAAGUUCCCUGCAGACGUCGAGCGCGAGUGGAACCGGCAGUUGGAAAGAUUUCUCAGCUGGAUCACCGAGGCGCGGAAGACAAAGGGAGAGAGCUGCCCGCCGUUUCCAAAGCCGACUCUGCUUCGCGGCACGGAGGCGGCGGACGGUGGCGAAGCGCCCACGGGCGCCGAGGAUGUCGGAUACAUGGAUCUGCUCCAGGGCGACGUCAAGUGGGAUUGCUGGGACGACAACCUGGACGAAGCGCCCCCCUUCGUCGCGCAAGACUUCGUCAGCCGCGUGGAAUGGCAGAAGCGGGGCUUCCCCCAUGCGCACAUGCUGCUGUGGGUGGGCGACUGGGGGGCCGAGCGCGACGCUCGGCUCGCCGCGGAAGAGGUCGCGCAGCCGCACCCGGACGCGGCCCCGCCCGUGGCCGGUGACUCCAUCUGGCGCGUGAGCAAGGAGCAGUUGGAUCAGCUCCUCUCCGGGAAGGCCAGCGCGGUCGUGAGGCCGCGCGGGCUGAAGGACGCAGGGCGCAAGUGGUUGGCGUGCACUGCGGACGCGGGCGCCCAGAUCGUCGCGGUGGCGCACGUGGCAGGCGCCCGGCAGGUCAUGUCGCAGGACGAGUGGCGCCAGAAGAGUAAGGAGCACGGGAUGAGCCGGCGGACGUGCCUCUACAGGAAGACGUUCCUCGUGCACGUGCGCAUGGUGCAGCAGCUGGCAGAGGCGGUGCCGUACGCCGACCCUGGUGCGCGCGCCUGCGGUGAUCAUGUAUUUCGCCCCACGGACGCAGGGCCGCCGACGGACAGGGUUCUCCUGUUGCCCCCGCCGCGCCGAUACCUUCCCGACUGCGUGAAGGUCAACUGUAUCUGGGACAUCGACGCGGCGCACAUGGACGUCUUGGCGUCUGGCUCCUCCACCGUCGUCGCGCGCCCCGUCGGCGUCGUCGGCGAGGAGCGGAAGUGGCUGGCGCGCGCCGUAGAUUCUGGCGCCCAGAUCGUGGGCUGGACAUCCGCAUCGGUAAACCGAGAGGUGCCGUCCGAGGAGGAGUGGGUCGCCGCCCGAGAGACCUACGGCCUCGUCGAGGACGCCCUCCCCUUCGCGCCGACGUUCCUCGUGGAGCUGCGAGCGCUGCAGCUGUUCGCCAAGCCCGUCGACUACGCGCCACCGCGCGCGGGCUCUGGAGUCGGCGGAGCCCCGCCGCCGCCGCAGCCGCACACGGAACCUCGCGGCGGUGGCGAAGCGGCAGAGCGCGGCGGCGAAGAGACAGAGGGCGAGCCGCCUGCAGCCCCAAAGCGCCCCGCGGCAGAUUGGCUUGACGGGGCGGCUUCGGAGACGGACGACGAGCUCCUGGGCCCGUCGAAGGUGGACAACGUCGCCAGUAUCUACGACGUCUAUACGCGGACGACGGGGCCGAAGAGGUGGCGUGCAGUCUAUCGUGACGGGGUGAUGACGCUGCUCACGAAGUCGCUGAUGCACAAGCACGGACCAUACUGCGGGAAGUACUCGCUCGGACGCUGCCGCUUCGGGUUCCCGCAGCAGCCGGUGGAGAAGAGCCGAAAGAAGAGUCAGCGAGAGCUCUGGAACAACGGCUCCAAGAACAAGUACUUCGUGCGGCGCCGCAGCGGCGACACGAUGAUGGGCCUGUACAACCCCCGGAUAUUGCGCCGGUGGCGCGGUUCCAUGGACCUCCAGGUCGUCGAGAACUUGCAUGCGGUGGCUCGGUACAUUCUGGGCUAUUGCUUGAAGAACGACACCGCGAAGGACGCCGUGGGCAAGCUCAACCAGGAGAUCGCGAGGGUGCCGGCGACCGGGCCUGUGACGAGCAAGCAAGUGUACCGCCUCGCUUACAUCGGCACUCAGGGCCGCGUGACCUCCACGUUCGAAGCGUGCCACCACCUCCUCGGACUUCCCGUGGUGCGCAUCUCAAGGGAGUUCCAGUGGGUCCAUGCCGGCAUGCCCGAGUCUUACUCGGCCUACGUGCCGCGGCACCUCUGGCGCCAGGCCAUCGCGAACCCGGAGAACGCGCCCGAGCCCACGGCGCCCGCAGUGAUCCGCCGUUAUGCGGAGUGGCGCGCGGGGAAGGUCGCCGUCUUCGACGACACUGGGGAGCAGGUUCCGCUUCUCGUGGAAGGCAGGGCCGCCGAGAACUACGAGUGGGUGAGCCCUCGCGAAGUGACGCUGUUCGACUUCGUGGCGUCCUACUCGACGUCGUACAAUUCCGACCCCAAGCUGAGAGCGCAGCCAGCAAUCGUGUCCACGAAGGCUUUCGACCCCGAGCGCGAGACGGAGGCGUACUAUUACUCCAAGCUCCUCCUGCACUACCCGCGGGCCGAUUUCGAUGAGGACGACGGGCCGGAGUGGCUGGUUCCCUCGGACGACGGCAGUCACCAGAGUGCUUUCGUCCGCCUGUCGAAGGCCAGCAAUGAAGGAGAGCACGGCGACGAAGCGGAGGCGCCGCCAGCGGACGCCCCAGCGCGCGAGGAAGAGGCGGAGCUCCCUGCGCCCGACUUCUUCCUGAAGUCCACGGUCUUCCCGAAGCUGAACAUCGCGGAGGCCGCGUGGCGGGAGCUGAAGCGGCUCAAUUGCGCCCUCGUCAUGCGGUCCGCCAUGCAGACGCCAGGGGCUGCGGAGGACUGGGAGAACCACCGGGAACUGCUGCGCCGCCUCCGCCUUGCCGCUGGCCGCCCCGACGAGGAGGCCGACGACCUGGACCGAGACGAAGAUCUGGAGGAGCUGGCGGGCGCCGCGCCGCACGCCAUUAGCGCCUUCGGACCAGUGGCCGGCGGCGACGAGGCCGUGCAGUUGCUCUUCGGCCCCGACGCGCAGAAGUCCAAGCAGCAAGACAUCGUCUACUGGUUCCUGGAGCAGGUGCGCCAGGGCAAUCGCGCCCCCGCGCGCGUCCUUCUCCACGGUCCCGGCGGAUGCGGGAAGUCCGUGGUCGUCCGCGCCGUCGCGCGCCUCUUGCGGACGGAGGGGCACGGCGUCGCGCUUGCGGCGCCGACGGGGUGCGCUGCCUUCCUGAUCAACGGCUGCACCCUGCACUCCUGCCUCCACUUGCCAGUUGAGAACAAGUCCUUCGGCUACGCCUCGGACGCGCCGCCCCCUUCCGGGCCCGCGCUGGAGCACCUGAUCGAGUUCUGGAAGCCUGUCCGCGUGCUGGUGAUCGACGAGAUCUCCAUGGUCUCCGCGGAGAUGCUCGCUCGGAUCGACGCGCGGCUGCAGAUCUACAAGCGCCAGCCGGGAGUGCCAUUCGGCGGCCUUCACCUGCUCCUCUGUGGGGACCUCUACCAGCUUCCUCCCCCGAAGGGCCAGCCCGCGUACGCGGCUGUCCAGCUGUGGAAGAUGUUCCUGCUCUGUGAGCUCGAGGGGAAUCACCGAGCGGCGCGGGACCCCGCUUACGCCGCUCUGCUGGAGAGAGUCCGGAAAGGCCUGCACACCGAGGCCGACCUCGCGACGCUUCGGACCAGACUGCGCAAGCCACCCGCGGACAGCCGCGCGCCGCACCUACUGGCGACCCGGAAGGCUGUCCGUCAGGUGAACGAGGAGAUGCUCGAGCGACACGCGGAGACGCACGGCUUCGAGGUGCACGCCGCGCCCGCGCAGGACACGUCGCACCGCACGGGGCUCCCGGUGGAGGUCGACACGGGCUACGACAAUCCCGAGGACACCGGCGGCCUCGAGUCAGACGCGCGGUUCGCCAUCGGGGCCAAGGUCAUGCUCCGUCGGAAUUUAGACAUCAGCGACGGGCUCGUCAACGGCGCCCGCGGCAUGGUGACGGACAUCAAGCUCGCGCGGGACUCUGGCGAGGUGCUGAAGGUGCGCGUGGAGUUCGAGCGCGGCGGGCAGGCGGCACGCGAGGAGGAAGGCGACGCAGAUCUUCCGGGCGUGCUCAUCAGCCCCGUGCAGGGCGCUUUCCAGAACGAGGACGGCGAGCGAAUCCUUCGCCGGCAGCUCCCCCUGGUGCUCUGCUGGGGCCUCACGAUCCAUAAGGCGCAGGGCGGCACGGAGACGAAGGGCAUCGCCUUGAGCCUCGACGAGACAGUUCGCCAGCAGUGCCAAGCUUACGUGGGCCUGUCGCGGGUCGAGUGCCUGGCCGACCUGUACCUCACCGCGUUCGACGAGCGCGCCAUCAUCCCCGCGGUUGGCGUCGACCACGCGCUGCUGCAGCUCCGCCUGCAGCAGGGCUACGAGGCGGAGCGGGGCAACGGGCCGAACAAGUACUGGAGAGCGUGCUUCGCGCCAGCGCAGACGGCGCAGGAGCUCGAGGAGGCGAUCGCGAGCGCGCCACCAGGGGCGUUCGCCGAGCGGCAGGCGGAGUUGCUGGAGGCGCGUGCCGCAGAGGAGCGCGGGGACAAGGGCGCGUUCACGUGCGAGUACUGCGGCGAGGGAUGCGGGACGAAGCGCGCGCUCGCCACCCACAAGAGGGAGACCUGCACGGUGGCGAGGAUGAUCCGCGUGCGGAAGCGCGCGGCGGGCGUUCCGCCGCCGCCGCCGCCCCUGGAUCCGGAGGAAGCGCUUGGCGUCUUGUCGAGGAUGGCGGGCGGCGACCGCCGGCAGCGGAUCACGGGGAAGCGCCUUGCCGCUGCCGCGGCCCAGCAGAAGGCGGCUGCUGGGCAGACGCCCCAGGCUGCCGCCCAGCGAGCCUCUGCGGAGACGGAUGCUGGGGAGCUCUUCGACUCCGCCGCGCCGGCCGCGCCCGCGGUGCCGCCGCGCCGGAGGGCCAGGCUUGCAGCUUUGCAGCAGGCACCGGCCGGCGCCGAUGAGCUCGAGGCCGAGGAGCGCACUUCUGCUGCCCCCGAUGCAGAGACGCCGCCCUCGCCGCCGCCGCCGCCCAAGCGGCCCCGUCUCACGAGCCUGGCGCCGGCCGCGAGCAGCGCGGAGGCCGCGGCGGCUCGAUCAGCCCCUCCCGCCGCGGCGCCCCCGCGCGCGCCGCCAGCGCUGAAGAGGCCGCGGCUCGCCGACCUCGCGCAGGCCGCGAGCGGCGCAGAAGAGGAAGCACAGGCCGCGAGCGGCGCCCAGGCCGCGGGGUCCGGCGUCGCCCGCGAGGCCGCGGGUUCCGGCGCCGAUGGCGGCGCGCGCGCCAACGCGCCCGCCGGGGCCAGCGCGGGGGCACAGAGCGCGGCGGCGCCGCUGACGUGUCAGCCCGGUGGAAGCGUCGCUAAGCAGGGGAUGGGAUCGGCGACGGGGGCCGCGACUGGCUCGGGGCGCGCCGCCUCGAGCGGCCUGGGCGGAGCGCUCGGGCGUCGGCGCCCCUGCGGUUUCCGCAACGUGGGGAACUCGUGCUAUAUGAAUUCCCUGCUGCAGGCCCUCUUCCCGCUGGCCCCAGUGCAGCGGAUGAUUGCCGCGACGCUGGGCGCUCUGGGCGACGAGCCUGAGGAGGGCCUGUUCGACUUGCUGCGACAGGGGAACAAGCUGGUGGGAACGGCCAUAGCAGCCUGGCGCGCCCGCGGGGCGCUCGAGCCCGAGCUCUUCCUGGACUGGCACAGCGGCGAGCAGGAGGACGCGCAGGAGUUCCUGCAGCUGAAUCUGUUGCAGAACGAUGGCCCAGAGCUCGCGGAGCUGUGCCGCGGGAUCGACUGGCCGCGGUUGUCGUGCCCUGACUGCCCUGCUUCUCGAGACGCUACAGGCGCCGAGCCCUUCACGAUUCUCUCCUUGCCGCUUGUGGCCGCGGACGGCCGCCGAGCCUUUGCGUCGGUGCGCGCUGCGCUGGCGGACUACAUCGAGGCUCCGUGCCCGGUGGAGGUGGACGACUGGCAGUGCCCGUGCGCGGGUUUCGUCGCGCACCGUGCCAGCGUGCUGAAGACGCACCGCAUCACGUGCUUCCCGGAGAUCCUCCUGCUUCACCUGGUGCGCUGGGACAGCUUCGGCCGCGUGGUGCCGCACCCGGUGGCAGCCGACGCCGUCCUCGAGGUGCGCGGCCCGGACAGCGUCGGGAUCUUCUCGCUGAAGGCUGUGGUCGUGCACAGGGGCGCCACCGCCCGCAAGGGCCACUACUACGCCUUCGCGAAGUACGACGGCACCUGGUGGCUCUACGACGACGACGCCUCCCGCGUCGCCACCGAAGCUGAGAUCGCCUUCUUCGGCGGCGGGCAGGGCGCCGCGGCGCUGACGAAGAUCUACCUCGCCGUCUACGAGCGGCUCGACGCGGCGCAAUGA
Molecule: messenger RNA, 9756 nt
Organism: Prorocentrum cordatum
Lineage: Eukaryota; Dinophyceae; Prorocentrales; Prorocentraceae
Source: the annotation of a GenBank genome assembly